AAUGGAUAAUUGCCAUCAUGUAAUUACUGCAUGUUCAGAAGAUACUCAUGAUACAGAAAACUGAAGCUAUGUGCUUGUGUCUUUCUUUGUAGUUCAUGCAAAGGGGUUUGGAUUCACAAACUAAAAAACAACUAGAAGAAGAAGAAAAGAAGAUAAUUAGUGAAGAACACUGGUAUCUUGAUGUACCAGAUCUAAAGGAAAAAGAGAGCUAUAUAAUAGAAGAGAGAAGCUUUCUGCGAUGUGAGGAUCUCGUUUAUGGCAGAAUGUCCUUCAAAGGAUUCAAUCCAGAAAUUGAGAAGUUAAUGAUCCAAAUGAACUCAAAGUGCAAGGAAGAAGAAAUUGAAGAGGAUGAUAAAAUGGAGGCUGAUGUGUCAGAUGAAGAAAUGGCCAGAAGAUAUGAAACAUUAGUGGGAACAAUAGGGAAGAAAUUUUUGAGAAAAAGGGACCAACGUGUACUCAAGGAUGAUGAUGAAGAUGAUGAAGUUGAAGAGGGGAAUAGUAACACAAGACCUAAUAAAAGAGCUAAGAAAAUGUUUUUAAAACCUCAGGAUUAAUGUCAGCUGCACAAGUGGAGCUUGUUACCUGAUGCCUACCCAACAGAGUACCAAGAACUGGAGAUUGUUUGGAGUUUUUGCUAUUUAAUGUAAAGGGUGGAUUUGUAAAUCUGUUCUAUUCUCAUUGAAAUUUCUACCAUCCACAGGACAGACACUUUCAAAGUGGGUGUUUAUAUAAUGGAUGUUGUACAUCCUUUCCUCUCUCAGCUGCUUUUCAUGAGUGGGACACUCAUCCCAUCAGUCUCUUUUAAUGUUCUGCAUAGUUAAAUUCAGUGUUGCAUGCAAUCAAAAGCAAAAUUAUUUACAACUUAGGAUAACAUUUGAAAGAAGUAUUUGGAGUAAAGAUGAGCUGUGUCCAAUUCAGUAAGGCAGUUCAGCUUUCACUGCUUGCUUUAUUAUGAAAAUGAAACCUGUGCUCUCUUCAGAUUGUAAGAAGUCAGCAGAAACAUGCUUGGUUUGUGGGCAUUUUUACUGUGCUAAAAGUAAGAUGGGAGAAGAACAGAGAGAUAAAAUCCACUUUAUUGAAUUUUAUUUUUUAUAAAGUUUAUUUAAAAAUAGAGGAUUUUGUAGUGAAACUUUUUUUAAUACAGCAAGCCAAAUAUUGGGCAACGUUUACAGUUUGACAUCUGAGCAGAUUGUUUUAGGUUUUGCCUUCCAAAAGAAGUUUGCUAAUUUUGCCUCUUUUUCAGCAAAAAAAUCCAAUCUUAUAAUUAUGUAAGUCGUCUCAUAAAAGCAUAAUAACAGUUUCAGAAACAUACUUGAAAGCUGAAUAAAAACUGUGGGUUUUUGUGUUA
Messenger RNA from Ficedula albicollis (Collared flycatcher), 1348 nucleotides. RefSeq names its product M-phase phosphoprotein 6 (gene MPHOSPH6). The record is from RefSeq and is a predicted model, not a curated record. The coding region runs from base 96 to 554 and encodes 152 amino acids. Lineage: Eukaryota; Metazoa; Chordata; Aves; Passeriformes; Muscicapidae. Gene Ontology annotation, biological process: maturation of 5.8S rRNA. The transcript has 4 exons.